Molecule: messenger RNA, 2185 nt
Organism: Bacillus rossius redtenbacheri
Lineage: Eukaryota; Metazoa; Arthropoda; Insecta; Phasmatodea; Bacillidae
Product: neutral amino acid transporter 9-like
Exons: 12
Coding region: 185-1921 (578 amino acids)
Biological process (GO): amino acid transmembrane transport
Molecular function (GO): L-amino acid transmembrane transporter activity
Source: RefSeq, a predicted model, not a curated record
GAAAUCAAGAGCAGAUGUAUGUUAUUUGUCGCGUUAAAACAGUAACGGAGCAAGUUGUCAUGUCCUGGAGGUGCCUACGACUGUGUUUUUCUACCUACGCGGAGAGUUCGUUUAUUUUUAAUUGUUUACGCAGCGUAAUACAUUUUUAAAUACAAAACUCUGGACUUGCAAUUAUAGUAUAAUAAUGUUUAAUCAGAGACCUCGAGGAUGGCAACACUACUCAGAAGAAUCUGAGAGCGAAUCGCAUACUUUGCUGUCGUCAGGAGCAAGCGCAGCAAGCCAUUCCAGUUAUGGGCCGGCCUGCAUGUUCCCCGACUCGGAGACCAGCGACCAGGACAACCCCCGGCCCGCGCCCCCCGCCAUGCGCCCCGCCGCCGCGCCGCGGGUCUUCCAGCCCACCAGGCGGCCGUUCACGGGCGCGUCGACGCGGGCGGAGGCGGUGCGCCGCUCCCUGGACGAGCAGCUGGGGGACGUGACCUUGAACCGGCUCCAGUACUACAGCAAGCUGCGCGCGCACGCGGACCCGGCCAGCCGGGCGCUGGUGAUACCCGACCACGUGGUCCCGGCCUCGCUGUUCGUGGGCUACUGCUCGGGGCGCGAGGGGGAGGAGCCCAGCAGGAACUGCAGCCUCGUCACCAUCUUCUCGAUCUGGAACACCAUCAUGGGGUCGUCGCUGCUCGCCAUGCCGUGGGGGUUCGCGCAGUCGGGGCUGGCGGCGGGCCUAUUGGUGACUGCCCUAACCGCCGCGCUCUGCCUCUACACGGCGCUGCUGCUGCUGCGGGUCGACCAGCGGCAAGGCGCGGCGGGGGCCGGCGGCGAGGUGGCGGCCCUCUGCCGGCAGCUGCUGGGACCUCGCGCCGAGCGGGCGGCCCAGUUCUUCUCGCUGCUGGUGCUGCUGGGCGCCGACAUCGUGUACUGGGUGCUCAUGUCCAGCUUCCUCUUCCACUGCGUCGACUCCCUGCACGUGGCACUGUCCCAUACAACAGAUGUUCUGCUCUCUUCCAACCAGUCGGACCAGCCUUCAGUUCUGUGCCACCACAACCACACCGACUUGAGGGAGCAGCAGUCGGCAUCAACCUUCCGCGACCUGUGGGACCUGGACAGCACUGUCCCUGUCUACCUGGUCGUCAUCGUGGGUCCGCUCGUCAACUUCCGCUCCGCCAGCUUCUUCACCAAGUUCAAUUCCCUGGGAGCGCUGUCGGCGGUGUACCUGGUGGUGUACGUGCUGUGCAAGGGCGCCGGCUGGGGGCCGCACCUGGACCUGGACCCUGCCGACGGGCCGGGCUACGCCCCGCAGUUCCUGCCCACGUUCCCAGCGCUCUCGGGCAUGCUGGCCCUGUCCUUCUUCAUCCACAACAUCGUGGUCACCAUCAUGCACAGCAACCGCCACCAGGAGCACAACACGCGUGAUCUCUCCAUAGCAUACAUGCUUGUUACACUUACAUAUGUUCUUAUUGGCGCUGUCUUCUACAUAUGCUUUCCGCUGGCCAAGUCCUGCAUUAAAGACAACAUGCUGGACAACUUCCACAGCGCAGACACCAUGACGACGGUGGCUCGGGUGUUCCUGUUCUUCCAGCUCGUCACGGUUUUCCCGCUCAUCACCUACAUGCUGCGCACACAGUUCUUCGCCAUCUUCCUGCGCAAGUCGUGCCCCACCUUCGCGCACAUCUUGGCAUUCAACAUAGCCAUAGUGCUGGUGUGCGUGCUGUUCGCCAUAUACCUGCCUCGGAUAGGCACCAUCAUAAGGUUCACGGGUGCCACCAGUGGGCUGGUGUACGUGUUCACACUGCCUAGCUUGCUGCACCUAGCCUCCCAGAGGCAGCAUGGCAAAGCCACGUGGCUGUCGACAGCCCUGCACCUCGCCAUCCCUGUUGCCGGGGGCGCCAACUUGCUGGCGCAGUUCUUUGUCCACGACCUGUAGCAUCAGUCCAGCCAACCAUAGCGGCAACACACGAGAGACGUUGCAUGCUGGGUGCGCAGAUUGAGCAGACCAUAGCUGCACCACGGUGUGCUUGUGCACAAAACAGGAACAGUUCAAGAUGUUCUCCGACAAAUAGUGAUUAGUUUUAUAAAACUUUUUUCUAAAAAUAUAUACUUAAAAAAACAAUCUAAAUUAUUUGUUUAAGCUCUAUCUCAAUAACAUGAACAAAAAAAUUGUAAAUAAAUAUUUGAAAAUGCUGAAAAA